Messenger RNA from Ruditapes philippinarum (Manila clam), 2418 nucleotides. RefSeq lists its product as uncharacterized. The coding region runs from base 288 to 1169 and encodes 293 amino acids. The record is from RefSeq and is a predicted model, not a curated record. Lineage: Eukaryota; Metazoa; Mollusca; Bivalvia; Venerida; Veneridae. The transcript has 5 exons.
AUUAAACGAUAGACCGGGUAUACAAAAAGUUUAAAAAGGAGUACUACAAACAGAAGUGGUAUUGAUCAUUUUGAUAGGUAUUGGUACAAUAUAUGGUGCUGCAUGGUUGACGUUAAUACCCCAGAUCGAUAAACUUUAAUUUUAUAUUAUUUUUAUAAGAGUACAUCUUACUUAUAAAUACGUCAAAUAUUAAUUAGUUGUGGCAGUUGUACAAAAUCCAAUGUUAAGUAAAGUUCGUCUCUAAACUUUGGAUAUCAUACAUCAUAGUCAGAAUUUGACUAUUAAACAUGGGGAAAGGACACGGAGAACACCCUCCGAGAAAGUUUGUUGGUGAUCAGUAUUUUUGUGAGGUGUGUAUAUUUGGUUUCAUGGCAGCAAGUAUAUCACUGUCCAGUCUGAGCGCUGGUAUGGAUGAUGGGGGAACAUUUCCCUACCAAUACUUCUUCACUGGAUUUAUUUUAGGACCUAUCCUUCUCGUGAACCUAAUAUCAAGAAUAUAUGUUGUCAACGCUGUUGAGAAGAAAGGAGUGACCAGAAAGAACAUAAUAAAAAUACUGACGAAAACAACAAUUGGUAAUAUUAUCUGGCCAUGGACCUGCAGAGUUGGAAUGUUAUGGUGUAUUCCUGGUAUACUUCUUACUGCAAUAGGUGGUGUUAAUUGUGGAAUAGAUAAAAAAGAAAAUAAUACUGUUGUUGUGAGAAACACUUGCUACUAUGAUAUCGAAGGUGAACGGGGAGAUAUGUACAGAGGCCUUGCAAUUGGUCUGCUUGUUGUGCAUAUAUUUUCAUUUAUUUACUUGCUUUUAAGUAACUGUCCGGUACACACAGUCCUUGAGCAAAUAAAAGAAGAUCCAAAACCUGCCAGAAAUAACACAAAUAGACGUAAUGCACAGCCUUUUUCCAACACAACAGCUCCAGCUGCGGGUACAAGUGCUAAUUCGACGAGUGCAAGCGCUAAUACAAAUGGUGCAAGUGCUGCAGGGACAAGAAACACUAGAGAGUUGGCGGAAACGAUUGAACGACUAGAAACUAGGAUAAGAGAAAUUGAAAACAGGGAAACUACUCGCGUCCAAGCGUUUAGUUAUAGUGGAAUUGCCGAACCACCUUCUUACAGUCAGCUUCUGGAAGAAACAUCUAUUGAAAACAAGUCAAGGGCACAUCCUGUUUAAACAUUUCAUUGUUGUGAUAUUUACUUUUGUUAUUGUUCAUUUGAGACCUACGAUAUCGGAUGUUGUUACCAUAGUAGGGAAACACCGAAAUCAAUGGAAAAUUAAAAACUGAGAACUAUCAGAAAUUCAAGUGAAGUAGAAAAUGAAAGAUGUUGAUUUCUUUUGGGCUUAUUUUCUCUUGUAGUUUUUUAAACAAAGUCAUACAUAUAGCAAUAUUUUAUCGGAAGUGUUGCGUGUUUUAUUGACUUGUCUAUUUUGUUUCACAAAGUAAAUCGAAAAACUAAAAUAUUCAUGUGAAAAUAAUAUAACAAUAGAAAGACAGACAAAUUGUGACGAGGUAUUUUCAAAACAUUUACUUCAGUGUUUAUUCUAUUAAGUUAAAAACAUUUUUUGUAGAUUUCUGUGUAUUUAUGAUUUUCAUGAAUUAAAGGACAAACGACAAUAAUUUAACAAACAUCUCCCGUGAAUUUUUAACAUUCAUCUUUCAAAAUGUAAUUUAGAUACGUAAUUUAUUGCUAGUUUCGUGCAUGUUAUUAACAUAUAAGUCCUUAAGUGUUCUAUUUGUAUUAUUUAUUUUUAAUGACCAUAAUUAUCAUCCUAACAAACAAAGUUAAGAUUAUUAUUUUUCUCGUAUUAAUUGUCGAGUAUAAACAUUAAACAUUCUGAUUUAUAUUAUUUGACAAAUUUCCCUCUUUUUAAAUAUGUCUUUAAAUACAGAUACACCUUUCAAUAAAAGAGUAUAGUAACAAACAAUUAAAUAAAACCUAUGAUAAAAGGGAAAUUUGUAAUCUAAUAAAAAUGCCUUUUAUUUGAGACAUAAAAUUCAUGCAUUUAUGAAAUAUCACUGCUGUCAAAAAUAUACAAAUUUAUGUGUGUGUAUAUAUAGAGAGAGAUAUAUAUCAGCAACCAGUAAUCUAAGAUAGGGAUAGGAAAUGGGUAUCAUCCUAAUGUAAGAACAUUACAUAAAGUAAAUAAAAUGCAUUGAUAAGCAAAAAGAUUACAGAUGUAAAAAAUAAAGUUUCUUUUAUUUUGUGAUUGGUCAUGUAUACAUUCUCAAUCCGACAUAAGUUUAUUAUUAAAUCAGAUUGACAUUAUUCUGGCCUUAAAAUGUUUCUUGUGAGCAAGCUCACCAGCAAACUAACGGAACGUCGGUGGUUCUUCUUAACUGCCCGUUUUUUGCCUGAAGAAACACCUUGAGGGGCACCUGAGGAAUUCCUUCAUCAGUCAAGAUGGAAAGUUGUCAUAUGCC